GGGAAGGGGGCUUUGCCCGUUUUCUGAAAGGCAACAAAACUUUUUUAAAUUGAGCUAGCUACGACAUCUAUCUCCCCCACACGAAGACAGCCAUCACAAUGACUUCGACGAACAUGUUUUCAGGACUCGAUAAUGGCGCAAAGCCAAGUUCAAGAGUCUUGCGUCCCCCCGGAGGUGGCUCCAGCGACCUGUUCGGUGGCUACGAGGAAGAAGCAGCUGCGUCGAGACGGCCCCACAAGAUGGCCUCCAACCUUUUUGCCCCGCCAGAGCCCCAGGGUGUCAUCAGACGAACCAACCCCCCAGGAGGUAAAAGCAGUGGGAUAUUUGGUUCUCCAGAUGCCCCAGCCGAGCAACGGAGACCCGUACCCUCAGGCGGCAACACCAGCAACAUAUUCGGGGGGUUAGAGAGCGCCCCUCCCUCGGUCAAAGCCCAUUCCAACAAGCCAAAGGACAAUAUUUCUGUUGGUGAAAGUCCCAUGCCCAUACCCGAGCCCCCAGCUCCUCUGCCAAAGGCGAGCCUGGCCAAGGAGGUGAAGGAAGAGAACGUUGCCUCCCCUCCCCCCACACCCACCAAAGUAGCAGUGGAACCUGCACCUGCUCCCUUGGCCAAGAAGCCAGAGCCAGAGGCCUCCCUUAGUGAGCUCUCACUGAAGGACCACGAGCCCCACCUCGGCCCUCGCCCCCGCUCCCACAACAAGGUCCUUAACCCCCCAGGAGGGAAGUCCAGCGUGGUCUUUUACUGAACCAGCUCCUCCAUCCCAUCUAUUCAUGUAUGCAUCCCAAAAGGCACUCUAUUCCCUAUAUAAGUAACCCUUGUCCGAGCCAGAACGGAUCUCUUGUUUCUGUUGCGUGAGGCUGCUUGAUGUACAAGUACACCCCCUGGACAGGACGCUAGUUUAUGGGCCCUGGUCAAAAUUUGUGGACUGUAUAGGAACAGGGUGCCAUUUGGGGCACAACCUAUUCCCACUAUUAUUCUCUGUUCUCUUAAUUUCCCUAUUCACUCGGUCCUUCCCUCCCUGUUCAUUUUAUUUUCCGUGGCUAUCAAGCUGGAAGAAUAUUCUCAACAAUAAUUUUUACAGGCUAAAUUCCUGUCCAAUCAUUCAAAAUGGUUACAUUUCUGUUUCAUUGCAAGGGUUCUAUUUCUUGCUGUAAAAGUUUUUUUAUUACAUGGUUUUGAAUGUUGUGUUGAUUACAAAGGCAGGGUGAGUUCAUUUAGUCACUUAUACCAAAAACAUUUAUAAUGAACACGGUUGUCAUAGUAAUCCCUUAAGUGAUCACAAUCACUCUUUACUGUCACUUUGACAAUAACACAUAUCCCUAUAUUAUGUUAAUUCUGUCCUCCAUUUCAUCCCACUCCUUUUCUCUCCUCUAAUAAUCAAACUUAUCUUGAGUCUGUCUGGAGCCAGAAACAAACUCUUGUUCAGGGAGAAAAAAGCAAAAAAUCGACUAACUAGUGAGUGCAAAGCAAAGAGCCACAGGCAGUACCCAUUAUGUAUUGCCCACCCCCAAAGUUCUUGUUCGGAAUAAAUUCCAUUAUGAUUUUAUAUAUCACCCAUGCAAAUGGCCGAAUGUAUUGUAUGUUGUGGUUGUUUCCUGCUCUGUUACAAUUGCUUGCUGUUAUCAGAGGAUGGUGUCCACUCGGAGGCCUCUAUGUUUUAAAUUAAAACGGCUGCUGUGCACAAGUGAACUCUGGAAUAGUACAUGACCUGGCAAAAUACGGGUGGGGACUUGGAGACGUUAAGUCACCCCUAGCCAACCACACACCACGUUCCAGGCUGUCUACGUAGCAGUUGCACACCAAAUCUUACCACGCCUGGAUAAGCCUUUUAAUGUCAGUAACCAGUAUGACUAGUUUCUCGUCAACUUAUACACCUCUUAAUUAACACUUUGGUUCAGCAUAUAUUUGGAGGGUGUUAGCUUUUGGCCUAGCCCGGAUAACAGAUUCAACCGAUUUUCAUGUGACUAAUUCAAAAUCUACAUAAAAACAAUAUUUGCAUGUUCCCAUGAUGUUUCUAUCAAAUUGACUUGUUGUGGAUUAAUAAAGACUGUGCAUGAUGUUGUACUGCACAUAAAUAUUUAUUUUGCUAUUAAAUUCCCAUUGUACUGAAUAAAAAAUAAGUUAAAUGGGACCUACUUUACUUUCAUAAAAAGGUUGGAUGGAAACCUGGUUAGUAACGGCAUCAACCGACUAGAUGGCGCGGUAUUAAAUUGAUUUGUUGUGUGGCCGGUUUGCAGGCAGUCUGGAACGCAAAAGGUCUCCUGGUGCCAUCUUAACCCCUGAGUGUUGGAGUGUUGGCAGGCAAAGUUCACAGCAGAGGAAAAAGAACCUGUGUAUUGCAAUAAAACUUAUUUUCUGA
Oncorhynchus nerka (sockeye salmon) is the source of this 2357-nucleotide messenger RNA. RefSeq names its product Jupiter microtubule associated homolog 2 (gene jpt2). The coding region runs from base 99 to 743 and encodes 214 amino acids. Lineage: Eukaryota; Metazoa; Chordata; Actinopteri; Salmoniformes; Salmonidae. Gene Ontology annotation, cellular component: nucleus. The record is from RefSeq and is a predicted model, not a curated record. The transcript has 5 exons.